Molecule: messenger RNA, 939 nt
Organism: Symbiodinium sp. CCMP2592
Lineage: Eukaryota; Dinophyceae; Suessiales; Symbiodiniaceae
Source: the annotation of a GenBank genome assembly
AUGAGCAAUUCGUACAAGACCCAAUGGGUGCAGUUUGUGUUGGAGAUCGAGCUUCGACAGGAUGGCGAUGUGCUGCGGAAGCUAUUCAACUCCCUGAUCAACUGUGCAGUUCUACACUUGAUCGGAGCCCGUCUCCGCCGGGACCGUCCGGUGACGUCCAACCUUGCGCAAGCCCUGCAGCACUAUCUGUGGGCUGACAUUGGACAGCUUCGACAGGUCUAUCUGACCAUGUGCGCCAGGUCUGAGCCGCUUGACAUUAGUCGACCCCUUGCGUGGAUCAUGUUUAUCAGUCCUUUGCAAUUGCCCUACUGCCAGCACGACGCCGCCGAGUUUGCUCAGCACAUUGCGCCCAGGAUCCACUCGUAUCGCUUUUCUGGAGUGUGGCAAGCUAGGCAGGUUGUUGGUGCAUUGAGUCAAACUGUUGACUCUGCACCUGCUCAUACACCUGUGCUCCUCCCCAUGACAGGGACUGCAAACUUGCAGAACUUCAUUGAUCAGUGGCAUGCUCAGGAUGACUCUGGAAUUGUGCAUGCAUUCAGUGCGAACACACAGAUUGUGCUCUUCCAGCUUAUGAGGUUCAAUGUAGUGGGGCGGGGGCGACGAAAACACGUCGUCAAGGACUCAAUGCGUGUGAAUGGGCUAAUGGCAGACCUCAAUAUCCCACUUUUUGUGGAUGAUGCUUCACAUGCAGUGCACUACAGUGUAUUUGAGGUUUCAGCGACGGUGGUGCACUAUGGCAUCCAAGCUGACUCGGGGCAUUAUCGCAGUAUCUGGAAUGGAAAAAGAUGCAAGUGGAUUACUGAAGACGGCAUUGCAGCGCAGGAGUGCACAGAUACCGAUCCCAUUGCCAUGGAAUGCAAUGCUUAUCUUAUCUGGGCCACUCGCUCUUCCACUGGUGACUCAGGUCCAGCUGCGAAUACAGCGAUACCAGACUGCUGA